AUGACUACUCAAGUUAUAUUAUUAUAUGAUAAAAAUCAAGUUACUUGUUCAGUUGAUGUAUCUCAACCUUUACAAACAAUCAUAAAAACAUUAUGCUUGGAACAAUUUAAUAUUCAAGAGCCAGCCGCUUUAUUUGCUUUAAGAUUAUUAGAUACUGAAGAAUUAAUUACUGAAGAAAAUCUUAGAAGAAAGAUAAAGGAAAAUGAGCGAUUAAAAUUGGUUUCAUCACCCUUAAUUGAAGCAGUUGAAAUAUACGAGAAAAUGAGUAGUAACGAUGAAAAAGGGUUAAAACUCGCUACAUUUUCUCUCCAAAAAUAUGUAAAGUUAUUGAUAGAAACAAUAAAUACAUCUAGUGGGAAUACAUUAGCAUAUGCAUUAACAUCAAUGCAAAAUCUUAUGGAACAUGAUCAUGGUUGGGAUAAUUUAGAUUCUGAUUUUAUAAAUAGGAUUAUUAAAAUAUUGGUAAAACAAACACUUGUUAAUAUUUGUAGACCUGCAACAGCUAUUAUUAUUAAAUUAGUAACAGCAGAUAAAAAUUCGAUAACAUCAAUUAAAUCAUACGGAUUUGAUGUUUUAUAUGAUGCUAUGAUCCAUCAACCAAACUUCCUGCCAACAUUAGUACAGCGUUUUGCAUCCGCUGAUUAUGUUUUAUGUAUAAAUAGUUUAUGUUUGAUCAAUGCUUUAAUGAGGCAUGCUACAGAUCAAUAUUGGGAAUCUUUUAUGAAUAUGUUGGAUAAAUUAAAUGUUAGAAAAGCUGUUGCUUAA
Entrophospora sp. SA101 is the source of this 765-nucleotide messenger RNA. NCBI's taxonomy places the organism in Eukaryota, Fungi, Glomeromycota, Glomeromycetes, Entrophosporales, Entrophosporaceae. The record is from the annotation of a GenBank genome assembly.